This is a messenger RNA of Leptinotarsa decemlineata (Colorado potato beetle), 585 nucleotides long. RefSeq lists its product as uncharacterized. The record is from RefSeq and is a predicted model, not a curated record. NCBI's taxonomy places the organism in Eukaryota, Metazoa, Arthropoda, Insecta, Coleoptera, Chrysomelidae.
AUGGAGAUUCCGAAAGUGUUGAUCGACAAAUUGGAAGGGCAAUCCAAUAGGCUUGAUUGGAAAUUUCAAAUCGAAAUCCAGCUGCACGCAUACAACGCAUGGCAUGCUGUUUUGGGCACAGAUGAAUCUCCAGUCAAACCAGCAGAGACAACAGGUAAGGAUGUAACAGAAACAUACAAAUCUUUGAUGCAGUCUGCAAACAAAAUUGAUUACACAGCCCAAAAUCCCAUUGUUUCUAGUCUGAGUUCGCAAGUCAGGCAGCUGAUAAACAUGUGUUAUAGUUCAAAGGAGAUGUGGGAUAAGCUUUUAAGUACCUUUGAGCAAAGAACGGAACAAAGACAAGACAUACUAUUCAACAAGUUCUUUGGAAUCAGAGAUAAGGAUCCCCUAGAAAGCAUAGCUAAACACAUGGCAAAACUCGAAAAGUUUUGGAUAGAACUUCAAGACGAUACUUGGAAAGAGGACAAAGUGAAGUUGCCGGAGUCGUUAUUCAUCAAUAGAGUACUCAAUACUUUGCCUCAAGAUUAUUUUGAAUUCCUAAAUGCAUGGGAGUCUGUCCCUAAGGGGGACACCGUGGAAAUGUGA